Protopterus annectens (West African lungfish) is the source of this 5453-nucleotide messenger RNA. It is a transcript of the gene SYT14, whose product is annotated as synaptotagmin 14. Bases 93 to 3806 code for a protein of 1237 amino acids. The transcript is spliced from 12 exons. NCBI's taxonomy places the organism in Eukaryota, Metazoa, Chordata, Ceratodontiformes, Protopteridae. The record is from RefSeq and is a predicted model, not a curated record.
UGUGAUGGAAUGGCAGUAAUUGACUACAAAACACACCAAAAAAUUUGGGACAUCCGAAAAUAUUGUUGUGCAUUGUGAAAAAGAUCAAGCAAAUGGCAUUUUUUAAAAGCUUCCAACAAAGUAUAGCCCUUCCAUCAGUGUCCUCUUUAGUUGAUUCCCUAAGUAACGCAGUAGACGAUCUGACUAGUGCUGUGGGAGAUGUUGGCUAUACUGUGGCUGACUCAGUGACAGAACAAGUGACUAGUAUGAUACAUAGUCUUCGGACAGAACAAGAAACUGAGCAAGAUGGAGCAGGAAAACCUAAAGAAGAAAAUGCUACACCAGUAGAAAGUACUGCAGAAACUACAACUAAGAAAAAAAAGUCAGACAAACAGAGAGAAAAGGUGAAGAAAGAUCAUAUUACUUUGGAUGCUGAAAAUUUUAUAGAUGUACAAAGUGAUAGCAUGCCUGAGUACAAUAAGGGCAAAAGGCAUAGGCAGAUAAAACGUGAGUCAGCAGUAAAUAUUUCUGAUGGUGAUCCAGAUAUGAAAAUGAACGAGUAUUCUACAGAACCACAUCAUUCGAUUAGAACUUCUGUUUCUGUAGCAGAUAAAAAUCAUGUUGAUGGCACAAAACCAGAAGGAAAAACAACUUUUAAAAACAGCAAUGCAUCAUCAAGGGACUUAAAAGAUUCAGAAUCUGAAAAAAAACACAAACGCAAAGUAACCAGUUCAGACUCUGGGGAUCAGGAUAAAGCUUUGUAUUCAUCUGUCUCUGAUGACUGUGAACAAACAGAAAGAGCCAAAGUUCACAAGUCCAAAUAUAAAUCAUCGGACUUGAAUGAAAGUACUGAAUAUAAUACUAAUGUGACUGUAAAUUCAAAAGACAAAAGUAAUACGUCAAGCAAAAACAAACAAAGUGAUGAGUCAAAGACACCUCUUGAGCUAAAAAGGGGUGGGAAACAUUGUGGAGAUAAAGAAACUAAAACAGAUGAUUGUGCACUAAGUGGAAAGACAUCAGAAAUUAAAGGUGCAAAUAAAAAUGAUAAACAUGUAACUGAUCAUUUUGAGGACACUGACCGAGACCAUGCUGUUGCUCAUAAAGAACUCCCUAACUCAAAGGUAACAGAUGGAUCCCAAGAUAAAGACAGUAAACUGAAAAAACACGAAUCAAAGAAAGCUGAUAAGAUAUUGUCUGAUAACAGCAUGGAAAAAAGGAAGCAUGAAGGUGAUCAUAAUGGAAAGGCAACAAAAAACAAGGAAACCAGCAAAAUCAUUUCCAAUGGUGCAAAGUGUUCAGUAAAUAAGAAUGAGUCAGAUUCAUCAAAAAUAGCAUUCAAACAACACCACAAGAAGGAUAAAGAGACUAAUAACAUUACAGAGGAACAAAAACACAAAAAAGAAAGAAGCAGUAAGAAGACAUCAUCCAAAGAGAUGUUGCAAAGAUUAGAUCGCAUUGAGCGGAUGCAUCUGUCUCAGACACCCCCAGAAGCAGUUCUUAACAUCAGGGAAGCACAUUCUCAGAGAGGAGUAGAAGGAAACAAUGCUUCACAUAUGCUACAAGACUACGAGUUUGGUCGGAUCACAGCACAGACUGCAGCUACUAGUUUUUCACUUCCACGUGUGCAGACAUCUCAGGAAUUACAAAAUAUAAAUGGAGGAGGACAGACAGAGGUUCUCACUAUCAAUGAGUGGAUUGCUUCCAAUUUCAGUUUCUCAACCGAGAAUCGAGUAAAUACUGUCAGUUAUGAAAACAACUUGAGUAAACUUGAUAAUUUGCUAUUUGAAAGGUUAGUGCAAUGUUUCACAGCCUUACUAUAUAAACCAAGCAGGGCCUUCUUACAUUUGGAAAGGAAAGCUGUUAUCGUUAUUUUCAAGAAGACAUCAAAUCUGAAAAGUUUAUUAGAAAAAGGAAAAGAUAAUGUUGGAAUGGAAAUUACUCCACCUUUAGUGGGUUGUUUCAGAAUGGCUGAAGGCAAUGACCCUAUGUUAAAUGUCAGUGUAUACUCAUUGCCUGAUGAGAUCAGGGUUCUUACAGACAACUUACAACAAGUAGUUGGAAAAGCAGAAGAUGUGAUUCAUAAAGGCUAUAUCAUUAAGGCUUUGACAGUGAAAAAAUCAGUGAAGCAGCGGUCUGGAGCACCUGAAGAUGCUACAGGUAGUGCACGUAAAUUAGAUAGGUUAGAUUCUUUUUCCAAUGACGCUAACAGGGGUAGCAAAGAUUAUGAGAAUGAUAAGAACAAUUUGACCUCUAAUAUGGACAAUAAUGUCCUUAAAGAAAAGGAUGGUGUUUUUUCAUCCUUGUCUUCAUCUUCUUCUACAGAAGAUGAUAUGGAAAGUGAAAAAGGUGAUAGAGAGCAUUGUGGUUCCUCUUCUGAAAGUGAAAAUGAAAUGGGAAAAUAUCCAGAAUCCAAAACACAUGGUGCCCGGGGAGCAAUGGCAGAUAAUUCAAAUCAGAAAGCAUAUAUGUGGGAAACAAGACAUAAAUACAGCCCAUUAUCAGCAGAAUACGAUGGGUACAGUAGUGAGGCCUCAACAGAUGAAGCUAACUGCAUUCAGAGAAUGAGAAGAACACCACCAUUAGAUGAACUUCAGCCUCCGCCUUAUCAGGAUGACAAUGGGUCACCUCACCUGUCUUGCACACCUUCAGAUCUUGGGGACAGUAAACGUGAGUUCUCUAAUUGCAGCAAUAGCCCUCGUUAUUCCUACACUAAGUGCCCGAGCGAGGGAAGUAUAGGCCAUGAGACAGAGAGCUUCCACAACAAAGGCUAUGAAGAGGAUGUUCCUAGUGAUAGUACCGCUGUUCUUAGUCCAGAGAACUUGUCUGCCAGAGGAUCGUCUGCACAGCUUCCAAAAACAUUUGACCCAGACUCUGUAACAAAGUAUGGAACAUUGGAUGUUACAUUCGACUAUGAUUCACAGGAACAGAAACUUUUAGUGACAGUCACAGCAGCUACAGACAUACCAGCAUAUAGCAGAACUGGCAACAGUUCAUGCCAGGUCCAUCUGGUUCUACUACCCACAAAGAAACAGAAAGGAAAAACCAGUGUUCAGCGGGGACCAUGUCCAGUUUUUACAGAGACAUUUAAGUUUAACCAUAUUGAAUCAGAAAUGAUUGGAAAUUAUGCAGUACGAUUCAGAUUAUACAGUGUACGCCGGAUGAAAAAAGAAAAAAUUGUAGGGGAGAAGGUAUUUUAUUUAACUAAAUUGAACCUUCAAGGGAAAAUGUCAAUCCCUGUGAUGCUUGAGCCGCCUUGCAGCCUCAUGGGCUGCGACUCCCAGAUGAGUAUGUCAGAAAUGUCUUGCAGUGACAGUACAUCAUCUUGUCAGUCUUUGGCACAUGGUUCUACUCCACAGAUUCUUAUCGGCCUGCUCUACAACGCUACUACAGGCAGACUGUCAGUAGAAGUGAUAAAAGGAAGUCACUUCAGAAACCUGGCAGCAAACAGACCGCCCAAUGGACUGUUCUGUUGUCUAAAACACUUAAUAGGUGGACAGGUUUAUAUAAUCCGAGAUACAUAUGCUAAGCUAACUCUGCUAAACUCUAUGGGCCAAGAGAUGUCCAAGUGUAAGACAUCAGUUCGGAGAGGUCAUCCAAAUCCAGUUUACAAAGAAACCUUCAUUUUUCAGAUUGCAUUGUUUCAACUUUCCGAUGUGACUCUUAUUUUAUCAGUUUAUAACAAACGAAGUAUGAAACGCAAAGAGAUGAUAGGCUGGAUAUCUUUAGGUCUGAACAGCUCAGGUGAAGAAGAACUUAACCACUGGACUGAAAUGAAGGAAUCCAAAGGACAACAAGUAUGUAGAUGGCACAAUUUACUUGAGUCUUAGCAAAUGGGGCAUACGGGCAUCAGUGUCUCAGGAGAAAAAUAAUAGGUUUCAACAAGACUAGCUCUGUCUGACUCAACUGACACUCAUAGUCAAGCACAUUUAACAUCCCAGCUUAAAGAACGCACAGCAUAUCAAUAAGUGAAACAUCACAUUUCUCCAGAAAGUCAUAUCUAAGAUGAGCAGCUGAACCUUAAUUUUGAAUGAUGAGUUAAAAUACAUUUUAUUUUUUGUUAAGUUAUUUCUUUUGUUCUAAUCAUGAUGAUCCAUGUUACUUACUGACUUAAGAAAUAACAGGGAAGUAUAAAAAGUAUGAAUAGCUGAUUUGCUUUAUAAUGAUACGAUCUUUUGUUUAUGUAUGUUGCUUCAUGUGAGAGGUUUGCUGCAUGUUCUAAUCUUUUUAAGAAUAACUUACACUGAACAUAUCAAGUGCUAUUGUUUCAGUUUUAACUUACCCCAAAUAGAAAACCAGUCAUAGAAAAAAUAAUCAUAGUAACAAAAAAGAAGGGCAACGGGAACUCAAAUUUCAGAUAAUGGGACGUGCAAAUUCUUUAUUCAGUUACAUUCGAACAAAAGCAAUCUUCAUAUUCUAUCUUGGCUGCUAAGUAACUGUCAGGUAGGAUAAUUAGCAUUAUUUUAGGAUUACGACAAUCUUUAUGAUGACAUUUCCUUUAUCUUUUUCUAGUUAAAGCUUCAGUAAUUGUUGAGUGAUGGCAAGAAGGAAAACAGACAUUUCCCAGUUCAAGUCUCAGAGCUUUCAAAAGCAAAUGUUAUUCAGUCAUAGAUUACUGGCUUUGCUUGCAAAGAGAAUUCUUUGUCUUCUCUUCAGUCCUUUAGUCAGAUCUAUGCAGAAGAUGGUUUUACAGAAGAGCUGUGCUCCAGGGAAAUUCUGUUUUCAUUCUGUUUCAUGCCAUAAGAACAACAAACAGAAUAUAUGAAUUUCAUUUUUCUCCCGACAAGUUGAGGACUUUCUUGACCACCAGUAAUGUGAAUUACAUAUAUAAACAUGUUAUUCUAGUAUUAAUUGAAUAAACUGAUAAUCUGAUUUUCACAAAAGAUACUGUGCUCAUUUGACUGGUCAGGGAUUAUAUGCUUAUGCAAUAUCAAAAUAAAGGGGUAUUACAUUUGGUGUUACAUAUCACAUGCUAGUGUAUGAAUGUGUAUGAAGGUGAUUUCACAGUUUAGUAGACAAGUAUGUUACAAAUGUCCAUUAAGAACUGAUAUCAGAAUCUGUGUAUCAUUUAUUAACUUGAAGUGAGUAAGUUUUUGUUAUAACCUUUUGCAUUGUGCAAAGGUCAGGUGAUUAACAGAAUUGCGACUAAUCAAUUUAUCUGUCAAUUGAAAGGCACCUUGUGAAUCACUCUGUGCCCUUCUGUUAUUCAGUAUUUUGUAAUGCAUAGCUAUCUGUAAAACAUUCUGAGUCAGUUUGAAAAGCAAUAGAUGACGUGAGGUUAAGCCUACACUGAAGCAAUAUGACUAUAAAUUAUUACAAAAGAGAGUAUAGUAUCAAUUUAUCUGCGGAGAACUGACUCAUGUAUUUCAUGUUAGGAAGUAACAAUCACUUCUUGUCUUAUUACUAAAGCUGCUUUAAAAUUCUGGCAUAUGUUUUAUAUACAUCUUGAAGCAAAUCUACAUAAAAUGUCACUUGAA